UUGUUUUUUGUUUGUCGUUAGUUGUUUGCUGUAUUUUGAUAUAUAUAUUCAUUUGUAAAUACUCGUUUUAAAUGUAAAGUUUAAUUUUUUACUAUAAUUUCAAAAGUAGUACAGCUGUUAUGAAUAAAGAAGAAAUCCAACGAAAUAUUUAUUAUUCCGACAGAUAUUAUGAUGAAGAGUAUGAAUACCGGCAUGUAGUUCUGCCAAAAGAAAUGGUCAAAUUGGUACCAAAAACGCAUUUGAUGUCAGAAAAAGAAUGGAGAGAAAUUGGUGUACAGCAGAGCAAAGGUUGGAUGCAUUAUAUGACACAUUCCCCAGAACCACACAUUCUACUCUUCAAAAGGCCCAUCACAACACCACCACCACCAAAAGAGAAUCAGUGAGGAAUCCGUAUGUGUAGAAGUAUCCUAGUUGGAUUCAUAAUAAAAACUGAAUAUUUUUUUAAUGUGUAACUUCAUCCUUUUUUUUGAUUCCAAAUAUGUUUUAUCAAUAAUCACAUUGUAGAAUGAUUCCUGUUAUUUAUUUUUCAUUUAUAGAAGCAUAAGGAUGUAUGAACUGUUUUUACAUUGAUAAAAGGCUGUAAUUAUUUAUGUAGUAUAUGAAUUAUAGCAAUA
Molecule: messenger RNA, 614 nt
Organism: Leptinotarsa decemlineata (Colorado potato beetle)
Lineage: Eukaryota; Metazoa; Arthropoda; Insecta; Coleoptera; Chrysomelidae
Product: cyclin-dependent kinases regulatory subunit
Molecular function (GO): cyclin-dependent protein serine/threonine kinase regulator activity
Source: RefSeq, a predicted model, not a curated record